Messenger RNA from Linum trigynum, 1879 nucleotides. Lineage: Eukaryota; Viridiplantae; Streptophyta; Magnoliopsida; Malpighiales; Linaceae. The record is from the annotation of a GenBank genome assembly.
UCUGGGCAUUGGAGCAAUGGUGCGAACCCAACGGCCUGCAACUAAACCCAAGCCGCCGGGAGCGGCAGUGAAGUUGGAGCAACGGCGGUUGAGCAGCGCUGAUCGCUCAGCUUACUUCGCAAGGAGAGAAGCCUCCAAGGUCUUACGAACCGUUCUCCAAGGUGAUGCUCGGCGGCGAGCAGCUUGCUCUAUCAAAUCCAUCGUUUACGGUCCCUCAGUUAGGAACAAAAGGGCAACUUUCGCUCUGGUUUGCCAAACCCUGAAGCACCUUCGCAUUAUCAAGGAAGUGUUGGAGUCUGGCAAUAUACUGAACAGCAAGUGGAAGAAACAGGAGGAGCUGAUGUACAUAAUGACCUAUGAUAUUCUAUUUGGAAAGGAAGCUUCAUUGCUUGGUGGUGAUGCGGAGAAGUUUCUCACGGGCAGGAAAGGGUCGAUACAGUCUGCUCUAGCAAGACUUCUAGUGAGCAAAAAGGUCAAGCACGUUGAUGAUUUGAUUGAACUUUACCAACCUCCUGGUAUUUCAAAACCGUGUUUUGUUCGUGUAAAUACUCUGAAAGUGGAUGUGGAUUCAGCCUCACGUCAACUAAGCGAGCAGUUCAAGGUUGAGAGGGAUGCGUUGGUUCCUAACUUACUGAUACUCCCACCGAAUACCGAUUUGCACAGUCAUCCUCUUGUCUUGGGAGGAAGUGUCUUCGUGCAAGGAAGGGCAAGCUCAAUGGUUGCGACAGCUCUUGAUCCCAGACCUGGCUGGCAAGUUAUUGAUGCUUGUGCAGCGCCGGGAAAUAAAACUGUUCACCUAGCUGCCCUCAUGAACGGAAAGGGCAAGAUUGUGGCAUGUGAACUGAACAAAGAUAGGAUUAAACGCCUGGAAGAUACUGUUAAACUUUCUGGAGCUAGAAAUAUUGAAAUUUUUCAUGGUGACUUCCUGAAUCUGGACCCACAUCAUUCUUCCUUUAGCCAGAUCCGUGCUAUCCUUUUGGACCCAUCUUGUUCUGGAUCUGGUACUGCUGCGCAGAGAUUAGACCAUCUACUACCUUCACAUUCUACUCAUGAUGACGACACAGAACGACUAAACAAGCUUGCUGGUUUUCAGAAGAAGGCCUUGAUCCAUGCCCUAUCUUUUCCUUCCGUUGAAAAAGUAGUAUACAGCACGUGCUCAGUUAACCGAAUUGAGAAUGAGGAUGUGGUUAGUUCUGUUCUCCCUUUGGCUUCAUCCCUCGGCUUUGAGCUGUCAACUCCCUUCCCUCAAUGGACUCGUCGUGGUCUUCCUGUUCUCCAAGGCUCUGACCACUUACUCCGGAUGGAUCCAGCUGAAGACAAAGAAGGCUUCUUCAUUGCUCUUUUCACCAAGAAAGCCACCUGCAUUGAUAGCUCACAAGCAUCUUCCGGUAUAGAGCUUCCUAAAGCUGUUUCGAGUUCGUGUUUCAAAAAGUAUGGCUGCAUAGAGAAGAAACGGCCUGUGCCUUUCUUGGUAUGGAAUAGAAUGUGGAGAUUUUCUUCUUUAGCUUGGCAAAGAAGAAGGGCACUGCAACAUGAUCAUCGUCCGAAAGAGUAAUAAACACCUGGUCUUUAGUGCUGAGUUACAUCAAAGGAUGACUACAAUGCUGUCUGCAAAUGCCUGAUUGAUUCACCAUAUCAUAGGUUAUUUUAUUAUCCCCUCCGGAAGCGCCGAGGAAGGGGGCGAUAGUUUGUGGUCGAGUUAACUCAAGCUGUCUUUCUAGCGGUAUUCACAGUUUGCAACAAAGUUUUGUUCUUGGACUCGUGUACGGAUGUUGAGAAUAUUAAAGGUGCGCCUAUUUUGUCAUUUGCAUGCUUAACUUUCCAUAUAUGUGACUGGACUAGAGUGCUGCAGUUGAUCAGAUAAAAUUGAGAAGUCAAA